This is a messenger RNA of Pangasianodon hypophthalmus (striped catfish), 5240 nucleotides long. It is a transcript of the gene hsf4, whose product is annotated as heat shock transcription factor 4. Gene Ontology annotation, molecular function: sequence-specific DNA binding; DNA-binding transcription factor activity. Bases 139 to 1446 code for a protein of 435 amino acids. The record is from RefSeq and is a predicted model, not a curated record. Gene Ontology annotation, biological process: regulation of DNA-templated transcription. Lineage: Eukaryota; Metazoa; Chordata; Actinopteri; Siluriformes; Pangasiidae. The transcript has 13 exons.
GGUACAGAGAAAGAGAGAGGAACAGGAUCAGGAGAUUAGCAGAGAGCAGAGAUGGACUGAGGAGUCUUGGGAAGCAAAUGUACAUUUAUAUACGCACUGCUCAAGUACAGAAACCCAAGCCCAGGGCUGAGCGCAGAUAUGCAGGAGUCACCGGGUUCCAUAGGUGUGGAUGGAGGCUAUGCCAACAACGUGCCGGCAUUCCUCACCAAGCUGUGGACGCUGGUGGAAGACCCGGAGACCAACCAUCUCAUCUGUUGGAGCACUACUGGUACCAGUUUCCAUGUGUUUGACCAAGGCAGGUUUGCCAAAGAGGUUCUGCCCAAAUACUUCAAGCACAACAACAUGGCCAGCUUUGUGCGCCAGCUCAACAUGUAUGGCUUCAGGAAGGUGGUGAAUAUUGAACAGAGUGGGCUGGUGAAGCCAGAGAGAGAUGAUACAGAGUUUCAGCACCUGUACUUCCUCCAAGGCCAUGAGCAUCUUCUAGAACACAUCAAGCGCAAGGUGUCUAUAGUAAAAAGUGAAGAGACUAAAUUCAGGCAGGAGGACCUAAGCAAGCUCCUGUAUGAAGUACAGGUGCUUCGCAGCCAACAAGAGAACAUGGAGUGCCAGAUGCAAGAUAUGAAACAGCAGAACGAAGUAUUGUGGAGGGAAGUGGUGUCACUGAGACAGAACCACACACACCAGCAGAAAGUUAUGAACAAGCUGAUUCAGUUCCUGUUCAGCCAGAUGCAGGCGAGCCCCCCCAACACGGUCGGAAUGAAGAGAAAAUUGCCCCUGAUGUUAGAUGAUGGCUCCACCACUCCUCCUACCUCCAAACUCAGUCACAGCCAAUCCAUGGAGUCCAUACAAGAGGCCUUCUACAUUCAAUCGCCAUCCACAGAGGCUGCCUCUUGUUCCACUAGCAACACAAUGACAGUAGGGCCAAUCAUCUCCGAUGUUACUGACAUGUCACAGCCUAGUGCGAUGGCUAUUCAAAUGGAGGAAGCAAGGGAAAGAUGUCCAAUGAUUAUUAAGGAAGAGCCAGUGAGUCCAGGUGUGCACAGGUGGAGUGAGGACGUUUCUUGUGGUGUGUGUACUGAACCCCCCAUUCUCCCCUUGGCCAUGGUACAAUCCGUCCUAGAGGGCCGAGGAUCAGGCUCUGGAGAGAGGAGGGCCAAGAGGACCAUGGACAGGCCAGAAACUUCUGAAGCUGUUGAAAAUGUGGACAUGAGCUUUGAGGAGCUACAGCUGCUCCUGAGAAGCCACCAGCAGAGUAUGGAGUCCAGCUCUGCCAAUGUGGAUACAUUUACUUUUAGUAUGCCCAUGAAUGAGUGGAACUUCACAGAGAUGGACCCAAAUCUCAAAUCAGAGUUGGCCAACAUCCUUGUCCCUGCUGCUAUGUCUCAGUACAUGUUCCAGUGUCAGGAGGGUGAAGUGUGCAAUGCUAAUGGCUGUGAGGAACAGUAAGAUCCUGACACUGCAUCUGGCACAAGUUCCUCUUCUCGGACCAUCAGGUCAUCCUGCAAAUCAUUUCAACUGACUACUGGCUUCUCUCGUACCUUCCUUAUCAUUAGUGUGAGAGCGGGUUGUGAAAGCUUGUGUGGCACACCUAUCCGGGGAUGAUUAGUUGUGGUUUCAUGAACUUUUGACCUGCAUACUAUUGAACCAGCUGUACCUACAGGGAUGUUUAAGAUUUUUGCUAUGGCUCUAUAGUUUUUUUCCAUUUAAGGGGUGUUGUCCCUUUAGGAAGCUCCUUCACCAUGAUUGCUAUUUCUUGUGUGAAAUCUUCCUGAUCAAUGCCAAAGUUUUUUAUAAUGACACCCAGUACAAUUUGCAUGAGAACUUUUUUGCAGCAGCAGCAUUUAUAUUUAGAACUUGAUUUAUUUUAAUGUAACUUUUACAUAUGUAUAUUUUUAAUAACAGUGUCAGAAUACUUUUUUCCCACUGUAAAUUUCAUUUUUAAACAUAUCUUUGUUUAUGCAUAUGAAUACAUACUUUUUUGUUCAUAUUUAUAAGUACAAAGUGUGUGUACAUUUGAACUGGAUAUAUGCACUGAAAGUAUAUUAAAUAAGAAAAACAAAAGUGUCUGAAUACUUUAUUUCCCCUCACUGUAUAUCGUAGUUAAAAAAGCAAUAAUGCACAGGUGCAUUUCUCAAGGACAGACCAAGAUUAAGUCAUUGCUGUUGAAUGGCAAAUUGUCCCACACACAUUUAUACUACAAGGCCAAAAGCAAUCAGGGCAUUUAUAGCCCCCUCUUGAAAAUCCGUAAUCAGUAGUGGAUUGCAAAAGAACAUAUGGAAUCCACAGGCGAAGCUGUAUUUUAGGAAGCAUUGAAAUUCCAUAAUUCCAAAUACUUUCCUAAGUGGUGGGACCUAUUUCUCUGCUGAAGUAACCACAUUUCUGCCAGUGUGGGCAUAUGCAUUACUGUAUAAGAAUGUGGUCCAUAUUUGAAUGCACUUUACUAUGUGUUGGAGUUACUGCUUGUGGGGCUGGCUUGUUUUUUCUCCCAAUAAUACUUAGUUGUAAAUAUAAAUUUAUAUAUUUUCAUUUUGAUGGAGCAUACUAUAUUUGUAAUUAAUUAGAUAUUUAUGGAAUUAUAACAGAAAUAAAUAAUACAUCUUUCUGUCUGUAUUAAUGUGAGAGUUCUAGGGACUUUCAAUGUGGACCUCACAUUUGGGGGGUGAGUGAUGGAAGUAUGCACUGCUUUUUUUGCACAAUUCUGUGUCUCUAAUCAGUAGCAAACUAUAUAUCUGAAACUGAUACAGAGGCAUCUUUGUCUAUGAUAUCCAAUAUGCUCUAUGACAUUUUGGUAUUUAUGGUACAUAUCAAUGUUAGUUUUUGGAAGCUAAAGUGAUACAGCAUACUCUACUUUAGUUUGAAGCUAAUAUUUAAAAAAAAAAAAAAAAAAACUUAAUUUUGCAGAUGAAUUUGAAAUAUUUAACAUUUUAUUUUUGUGAGUUAUUAAUCUUAAAGCUUCACAGGUGUUUAAAAUCUGAUUUCAUUUCCUAUAUGUACAAAAUUCAGCUUACAAUUUUCUUAAACUCAUUGUAUUUUGUCGCCUAGCGCACAAAUCCACUUGCUCAAUUGCGAGAAGAUGAAUGCUUUGGAGUAGUCUCGCAACAACAUAUUCGGUAUGGAUUCAUCUCCAUACUGCCUUAGUAGGAGAAAGAAAAGAAAAUCAGACAGAAUAGCACAAGAAGAGUGCAAUCUCAUAUGCUUAUUAAAGGCACCAUUAUAAUGAUGGAAAUGUUGGAAAUGUUUCAAAAAGUUAUUACAGACAUCAAUCAGUGAAAUUAAUCCCAAAGUGAAAGUGUGUUUGCUACUAAACUGCUGAGAAAAAGAACUUUAUCUUUCUAUGGCAGCCAUAUUCAUCAGAAAACACCCUAGAUCUCUUAUACUCUUCUUUCUUUCUUUUUUUAAAAAUAAUUUAUAAAUACAUCUUUUUUUCUGAAAAGUGCAAUAUGUAGUGAUUUGUAUCAUUCCCAAAGACACAAUACGUAUGUAACCAUUGGAAUGUAUGGACAAAUAACACUGUAGUCCAGCUAUAUUACAUAUAAAACCCUUUGUGUGAACAUUUGUUGAAAACAUGGCUGGCAUAAGAAUAAUUGCACUAAGAAUGGUUACUGUAUUAGAAAUAGCAAGGAUUGUUUUCAUGUUUAUUACAGCUGUUCUCCUGUAAGAGGCUUUUAUCAUUUGUUUUUGGAGAGGAUGUUUUUCUUUUUUUCUCUGAAAGUUUUUUUCCCCACUUUUUUUUCUAUCAGCUGUUGAGUUUUUUCUUUCUUUUUCCAUUGAUGAAUUGCACUUGUAGUUGAUAAAUGUAUCCCAAUGCAAUGAAAUGUUCAAAAAUGAGUCAUGCUUGCUGAUUUCAUAUAUGCACUUUUCCCAGAUUCAUUAAAGAAAGGGCUGUUAAAAAAAAAAAAAUCAAUGCUGCUAUUUUCACACUGCACUUUUUCUGUCUGUAAUUACCAUCAGCAAAGUGUGUUGUGUUUAAACAUUUGGACCAUGUACACAUAAUAGAUGGAAAAAAAGAUAUGUCAAUAUCUACACAAAAAAAUAUAUAUUUUGGACUCCAAAUGUCAUGUUAAUUCUUGAAAUAAAACCUUUCUGGCACAGAGUCUUGUGAAUGUGUUAUUUUAACAUUUCAGUAAAAAAGCUCAAUAAUUUGAAGAUAUUUUAAUGUAAUGUGUGUCAGAAGAUCCAAAGGGUGAAGCAGGCAUGGUGAUGUGGUCAGUAGUUCAUUAGUUGCUGGAGGAUUUUGGGAAAAUUUGGGGAUUUUGGAAUGACUGAUACAGGUCAUAUUAUCCUAGGAAAUGUAGUUUUUGCUUUUGAGUGCUGACUCAGCCCGAUUGCUUGAGAAAGUGACACUGAUCUUUUCAAGCUUCACAUGGCAUAUAUCACCUUUUAAACAUUCCUAGUCCUUUUUUGUCUGAGCAUUGUGAGCCUUGCAGGCCACUUUUGAUUAACGCUGGACAGCUUUGAAUCACUCUCAGGUUUCAUCUUGCUAUUUUUUUAAUGCAGUGACAAAUGUGGAGUUGGAUUGAUGUAUGAAUUCUGAUCUGUUCAGGCUGAGAUUGCACUGCCACAUGUCAGAACUGUAUCGCAUUUUAGUACCACAUAUGAACGUGGCCCAAAGUGGUCAGAAAAUGUUUACACUGUCACAGAAACGACAGAUUUUUGUGUCACUAUAUGAGGAAAAUGAUCAGAUUUGUGCCCAAGUUUUGCCUGUAAUUUGAACAUCAUUAGGCAAAGGGAGCACUUACUGUAAUAAAAUUUUGGAGAAGAGAUGAUUGAUAGGAAUGGUGCUCCUCCUGUUCCUGAAGAUUUCUAGCAGAUUUCCAACCUCUAGACUAAAAACGUCCACUAUAACUAUAUAGGACUUCAAUGAAAGAAAUGCUAAGUUGUGUUUUCAUUUGUUAUUUUUGUUUGAUCUGAUUGCAGAGCAUGUGUUUUCAGGACAGAGUAGUACAUUUUUUGCCUGAGCUACAUGCAUUUAACCCCAGAUAUUAUGACCAAUUUUUCUAAGCUUCCCUCUAGAUUUUUUUUAAUUGGGCUAAUUUUUCCCCACACCCUUUCCCCAAAAACUAGAAGACUAAGGAAGAUGUAUUAUAACUUACUGUAACCAAUGCAUUAUAUGUAAAACAAUAAUUAUUUUGGCUAGCAUUCUGCUGUGAGGGUGCAAUUAUUUGUGCUCCAAUCAUGUAAAGUUUUGCUAAAUGUGUCCAAGUCACAGGAUUGACAGUUGAAGAACAUUCAUUGCUGUA